AUGGCAACCACAUCUACCCCGACCCCAGCUCACGAAAAGCUCGACCCACAAUCAGAAUCGUCAUCGCAACAAAACUCGACGCAUGUAUCCUUCUUUGGCAAGAUAAAGCAUCGUUUUAGCAACAAGUAUGCGGAAUGGGCACCGCUCAUGAAGGCGAAGAGCAACCUCGACUCGGAAUAUAGCUUUGCACCUGGCAGAUAUGCCGGACAGGGGAGUGAGUCCCAAGAGCCUGUGAUACCUGCGGGGGUUGAGAAUGGUGGUUCUGACUGCGGCUAUUAA
Messenger RNA from Talaromyces rugulosus, 279 nucleotides. RefSeq lists its product as uncharacterized. The transcript is spliced from 2 exons. Bases 1 to 279 code for a protein of 92 amino acids. Lineage: Eukaryota; Fungi; Ascomycota; Eurotiomycetes; Eurotiales; Trichocomaceae. The record is from RefSeq and is a predicted model, not a curated record.